GGGCACGAGUCGCUAUUCGGCUUGUCCCGGAAUAACACGAGUUGGUCACGAAUGUAGCAACCCGGUCACCAGCGGGAUACGAUCUCAGCACAUGACGCUCUUUUACCUGCUCCGCCCUAUAUUCACACGACAUGUGGAGUGGAGCGGAGUGACACAAGGUCACAUCAUUGAUUUCGCUAUUGGUUAUGAGCGUUGUCACCAUGCGUUAGUUUGAACAAGGACUCUCCACAUAGUGCUGAGGUAGAGAUAGAUCUGGAUUUAUCGUUAUUACUCCACCAGAAGAAGUAGCAGAUUGUGGGCAAAGCCCAAACAUGAUCAACAGGUACCCAACCCAAAAGGCUUCUGAACAGAAUGUUCCGGAUCGAUCAACCUUUCAGACUAUGGCGUCACAACAGACGUUAAAGUACUGCCUGGCUUUGCUAAUUGCCACGGUGUUGUGUGGAACCGUAAUGCUGAACUACAAUGAGUCCAGUUUUAAGCUGACUGGAGUAUGGGCGGUGUUUCAGAGAGACAACGUAUCGCACAACGAAGGAGGAAACACCAAUAACAAUGUGACAGUAUCGACAAUUGGCUACAAAAUGACUUUUAAUAGUUCAAAUCGUACGUAUCCAUAUUUCUAUAAACCAAUCUCAUUUCAUUCUUCGGAAAAGUACAGACAGAAGACGUCUUACAGCGUGAAUUUCAACCAUGGAUACCAUCCGGUAACAGGCACCAAGCCGAAGCUCAUCCUGUUUUAUAAUCCUCCCGGAUGGUUCAAAGUGUUUCAGAAAUUUUGUCCACAAGGUUUACAAAAAUGUCCACAGAAACACUGUGAAUGUUCCUUUCAUCCAAAUCAAAUGGACAAAGCAGAUGUUGUCAUCAUCGACGCAGUUGAUCUCCAGUACAGGACGCCUCCAGCUAAACCAACCAACCAAGUAUGGAUCUUAUUCGGAUUAGAGUGUCCAAACUAUUACCCAAGUCAGUUAUACCAAUCAGAGCAAUGGCGCCAUGUGUUUAACUGGACCAUGACGUAUCGUCUUGACUCGGAUGUCAUCUUGCCUUACAAUAUCCUUUUAGAUCAGCAGCAAUCAACACCAAGAGGUAACUUUACUGAAAUUGCUCAGAAUAAAACAAAGUCAGUCCUGUGGUUUGUUAGUAACUGCAACACACCCUCCAAACGGCAACAAUAUGUGAAAGAACUAGGGAAGCAUAUAACAGUGGACAUGUAUGGAAGAUGUGGUCCAUUGAAAUGUAGCGGACAGAAUUGCGAUGUUCUGUACAACAAAUACAGGUUUUAUUUAUCCUUUGAAAAUUCAUUUUGCAUUGACUACGUCACAGAGAAGUUGUAUAAAACCUAUUCUCACAACAUUGUUCCUGUCGUUCGGGGAGGUGCUGAUUAUGAUGCCAUGAUACCAAAAGGAACGUUCAUUAAUGCAGCGCACUUUUCAAGUCCAAAAGAACUGGCAAAAUAUCUUAUAUAUCUGGAGAAAAACGUCACAGCCUAUGCUAGGAUACUGGAAAACAAAUCCAGAUAUAGAAAUGAUAACGGUGAAACGUAUGAAUCUGCAUUUUGUGACAUUUGUGUGAAACUUCAUAAUUUGAAUUCAUAUCAUCAACAGUAUAAUGAUAGUGGUAAAUGGUUGAAACAAGACACCUGUCACCUACCUACGGAUGUUUGACCAAACACAUUUCAUUAUUCAAGAUUCUUUCGCGUUUACAUCUGAGAAUAAAAGGACGAUAUCAUCUCUAUCGUUAUGUCAGUACCAAUUCCUUAACAUGCACUGUACAUUUACUGAUAGCAAGUAGUUUAUGUAUUUAAAGAGGUUUGUUUAUUUGUUUGUUGCAUAACGCGGCACUCAGCAAUAUUCCAGCUAUAUGAUGGCGGUCUGUAAAUUAUCGAGUAUGGACCAGACAAGCCAGUGAUUGACAACAAGAGC
Molecule: messenger RNA, 1916 nt
Organism: Haliotis rufescens (red abalone)
Lineage: Eukaryota; Metazoa; Mollusca; Gastropoda; Lepetellida; Haliotidae
Product: alpha-(1,3)-fucosyltransferase C-like
Exons: 3
Coding region: 312-1658 (448 amino acids)
Cellular component (GO): membrane
Molecular function (GO): alpha-(1->3)-fucosyltransferase activity
Source: RefSeq, a predicted model, not a curated record